GCUCCCUUCCGCCCCCACGUGGCCGGCGGCGGCCUCGCUCGCGGGCGGCGGCUUCUGCUCUGAGGCGAGCCGACGGCGCGGCCAUGAACAUCCGCAAUGCCAGACCGGAGGACUUGAUGAACAUGCAGCACUGCAACUUGCUGUGCCUGCCAGAAAACUACCAGAUGAAAUACUACUUCUACCAUGGCCUGUCCUGGCCUCAGCUCUCCUACAUUGCUGAAGAUGAGAAUGGGAAGAUUGUGGGCUACGUCCUGGCCAAGAUGGAGGAAGAUCCAGACGAUGUUCCCCAUGGACAUAUCACUUCCCUGGCAGUGAAACGCUCCCACCGGCGCCUAGGGCUGGCACAGAAGCUGAUGGACCAGGCCUCCCGGGCCAUGAUCGAGAACUUCAAUGCCAAAUACGUCUCACUCCACGUCAGGAAGAGUAACCGUGCUGCCCUGCAUCUCUACUCCAACACUCUCAAUUUCCAGAUCAGUGAGGUGGAGCCCAAGUACUACGCAGACGGGGAGGAUGCCUAUGCCAUGAAGCGGGAUCUGACUCAGAUGGCCGACGAGUUGAAGAAGCAGCUGGACCUGAAGGAGAAGGGCCGACACCUGGUGCUGGGCUCCAUCGAGAACAAGGUGGAUCACAAGACCAACCACGUGGGCGACUGCUGCCGGGAUGACAAGUGCUCGGCUGGGGGCGGAGGGGGCCUGGCUGAGGACAGUGGGGACAGCAAAGACGUGAGUGAGGUGAGCGAGGCCACCGAGAGCACAGACAUCAAAGACAGCUCCGAAGCCUCCGACUCUACCUCCUAGAGGAGGGCCGGGCCCACCUCUCCCUCUCCGUUGUUGCUCCUCCGUCUUGACCGGCAGCUCCCCCGUCUCCUUCUCUGAGACAGAAGCCCGGUUUUGAAAGUGUGGGUCGGGGGCGUCCAGAUGAAUUGGAACAGGGUGACAGAAGGCCCACCCUGUUCCCUGCCUCCUCCCUACAGUCCCCAAAUUUGGAAUAAAAUCUUUUUGAGCCCUCUG
This is a messenger RNA of Tachyglossus aculeatus (Australian echidna), 1010 nucleotides long. RefSeq names its product N-alpha-acetyltransferase 10, NatA catalytic subunit (gene NAA10). Bases 84 to 797 code for a protein of 237 amino acids. Gene Ontology annotation, molecular function: protein-N-terminal-glutamate acetyltransferase activity; protein N-terminal-serine acetyltransferase activity. The record is from RefSeq and is a predicted model, not a curated record. The transcript is spliced from 8 exons. Gene Ontology annotation, biological process: N-terminal peptidyl-glutamic acid acetylation. Gene Ontology annotation, cellular component: NatA complex. NCBI's taxonomy places the organism in Eukaryota, Metazoa, Chordata, Mammalia, Monotremata, Tachyglossidae.